UACCAAUGGAACGGGCCCUUUUACUUCAUCCAAGGAGCAGACCCUCAGUUUGGACUGAUGAAAGCUUGGGCAGUUGGAGACACUAACAAUGGAGAUGACGAAUGGGGAGAAGAAAUCAAAUUAGCAGAGCAAGCAGUGCAGGCCAUUAACAAACUAAACCCUAAACCCAAGUUCUUUGUAUUGUGCGGAGACCUUAUCCAUGGAAUGCCAGGAACUCAGUGGAGAAAGGACCAAGAGCAAGAUUUAAAGAAUGUUCUGAAAAACACUGACCAGGACAUCCCAUUGGUAUUCGUCAGUGGAAAUCACGAUAUUGGCAAUACACCAACAAGAGAAACAAUAGAUAAUUAUUGCAAGAACUGGGGAGAUGACUACUUCAGCUUUUGGGUUGGAGGCGUUUUCUUCCUUGUGCUGAAUUCUCAGUUAUACUUUGAUUCUUCCAAAUGCUCUGAGUUAAAGCAAGCCCAGGAUGUUUGGCUUGAUGAGCAACUGGCUGUCGCUGAAAAACAUAAAUGCAAGCAUAUAAUAGUGUUUCAGCACAUCCCUCUGUUUCUGAGAAACCCUGAUGAAGACCACGAUUAUUUCAACUUGGAAAAAUCAGUUCGUCAAGAGAUAAUGGAAAAGUUUCAUAAAGCAGGCAUUAAAGCUGUAUUUUCUGGACAUUACCACAGGAAUGCUGGAGGGUGCUACAGAGGACUGGAAAUGGUGGUUUCCUCAGCAAUAGGAUGCCAGCUGGGAGAAGAUACACAUGGGCUUCGAGUGGUGGUUGUCACCAGUGAAAAGAUUGUUCAUAGAUACUACAGUUUAAAUGAACUGAGCAGCCAAGGCAUAGAGAAAGAGCUGCUAGAUAUGCUUGCUAAGCAAAAUUAA
Pterocles gutturalis (yellow-throated sandgrouse) is the source of this 867-nucleotide messenger RNA. It is a transcript of the gene CPPED1, whose product is annotated as calcineurin-like phosphoesterase domain containing 1. The record is from RefSeq and is a predicted model, not a curated record. Gene Ontology annotation, molecular function: hydrolase activity. Lineage: Eukaryota; Metazoa; Chordata; Aves; Pterocliformes; Pteroclidae. Bases 58 to 867 code for a protein of 269 amino acids. The transcript has 3 exons.